UAGCUAAACUAAACGACGUAGUUUUAGUAGUCGGAAUUCCAACGGGGACGGCGGCGGCGGUAGGUGGGGAUAACUUGCAGAAACAGGCUCCGAAAGUUCCUCUCUAUCACAUUCCAAAACUGUGCAGUUUCCCUUGUCCUCGAAAUCGCCGUCUACCAAACUCGAAUCGCCAAAAUCCUCCGGCCACCCUUAAACCCCUUUCUCUCUUUCUCCGUUCGCCGCCAUAGCCAUGAGCUUCACAUUUGCUUCCAUGUCUUCACCCUCUUCUUCUUCUCUUUCAUCUAUCUUUAUUUCUUCUAAAUCGAAACCAGUUCCACCCCCGAAUCUCCGCUUCGUCGCUCCCCUUUCUCGCACUUCUGUUUCUUUGCAUCGUUUUAGGGUUAGGGCUUCGUCUGUUCCCGUUUCCAGGAACCACCCUGUUGUUCAAUGCUUCAAGAACUACGCCAGAGCUGCGAUUCUCAUUGGUGCUGCCGCUACCAUGGUUGGGAAAUUUUCGCAUUUGCCUGCCAGAGCGGAGUCGCCGGUGGCUGUAGAGGAGGAAGCUUCGAGAAUGGAAGAAGAACAGCGGAUUGUUGAGGACUCGGACCAAGACGGGCAGCAAUCCUCACCGUUGAAUGAUUUUCUCGAAUCGAAUUCUGAAGCUGUUGAGGCUCUUAAAUCGCUCCUGCAGCAGAAACUUGAAAAUAGCGAGGAUGAAGAAGCGCUGAAAAUCUUGAAUCAAUUGGUAUCUGCUCAGUCGUCGGUGACCGAGUGGAAAUUUCUCAAGGCCAGAUUGCUCGGCGAAAUGGGCAAAACGGAAAAUGCACGAGAAGUUUUCGAAGAGAUUUUGGCUGAGAAUCCGUUGUCAUUCGAAGCAUUGUUUGAAAACGCAUUGUUAAUGGAUCGUUGUGGGGAAGGGGAGGCAGUGCUCCUGCGCUUAGAACGGGCUUUGAGAAUUGCUGAAAACGAAAAGAAGGCGAAGGAGGCCAGGGAUGUGAGGUUGAUAAUGGCUCAAAUACAGUUCUUGCAGAAGAAUGUAGAGGGGGCCUUGACGAGUUACAAAGAAUUGAUCAAUGAGGAUCCUAGCGACUUUAGGCCAUACUUCUGUCAAGGAAUGAUCUACAGCUUGCUUGACAAGAACGAGGAAGCCAGACAGCAAUUCAGCAAGUACAGGGAGCUCUCACCAAAGAAAUUUGAGGUUGAUGGGUACCUACGGACUCCAUUGUCAAGGAUGAAAAUCUUCGGAUCAGAUGAGAACUAAAGGAGGGCUCUUAGAAAAUGAGUAAGCGAAUAAGUUCAAUUGCAGGAUGAAAUAGGAGCAAAUUGAAUCUAAUGAGGACAGGUUUUUUCCUUUCUUUAAGCAUAAACUUCACUAAUAUAUGCAGUUUUGUUUGAUGAUACUGUAUUAGACCUAUCAAAUUAGUUGAAUAAAUGCAGAAAAGCGCUUAGUAGUUUAACA
Molecule: messenger RNA, 1438 nt
Organism: Cucurbita pepo subsp. pepo (vegetable marrow)
Lineage: Eukaryota; Viridiplantae; Streptophyta; Magnoliopsida; Cucurbitales; Cucurbitaceae
Product: Protein prenylyltransferase superfamily protein
Molecular function (GO): protein binding
Source: RefSeq, a predicted model, not a curated record